This is a messenger RNA of Brassica oleracea var. oleracea, 1239 nucleotides long. RefSeq names its product F-box protein At3g08750-like. The transcript has a single exon. Bases 1 to 1239 code for a protein of 412 amino acids. Lineage: Eukaryota; Viridiplantae; Streptophyta; Magnoliopsida; Brassicales; Brassicaceae. The record is from RefSeq and is a predicted model, not a curated record. Gene Ontology annotation, molecular function: protein binding.
AUGGCUUCCCCAAGGCGUUCAUGGUCCUUGCCGCUGCUGCCACUGGAGAUAAUACAAGAAAUCUUUUACAGGACUCCGGCGGAAGCGCUCGUCCGAUCAAAACCGACGUGCAAGAAAUGGCACGCUCUCAUCACCAACAAAAGUUUCAUCAACAAACACUUGCAACGCUCCAAAGAACGUCCCCAAGAACGCUUCAUAAGAAUCUUCGACAAGGUACGAAUCAUGGAUCCAAUAACCAGAACAAGCGCAGCAUCACCAAUCCCAAACGAAUUACUACAACAUCAAUAUAACAUCAAUACUUUGAUCUACACGCUAAUGGUUCAUUGCGACGGACUCAUGCUGGUUGCGUAUCGUGGUUGGAAGUGCAGAAGCGACGGAUCAAUACUCCCCAACAUCGCACUUUGGAAUCCUCUUUUGAAUAAAAUCAAAUGGGUCGAGCAAGCCGCGGGGUGCAUCACGAGUAGUGACUACUACGGGAUCGGAUACAACGGCGAUGGUAAUUACAAGCUCGUGAGGUUCACGUGUCGUCCGUUUGAGGUCGAGGGUUUCGAGGACGUGCCAGAGGUUGAGAUUUACGAGUUCGAGACGAGUUCUUGGAGAACCGUAGGCGGCAAGGUUGAUGUCGACGUGGAGAUCACGAGGAAGUGUGUGUCUGUGAUGGGUAACAUGUAUUGGGUUGCUUAUAGAUGUUGGAAAGAAGAUGAAAAGUUCAUUAGAGUUUUCGAUUUCUCGGAUGAAACGUUCAAGGACAUAUGUUUCUGUCCUCCUUCUUACGGUGAUAAUAGUCACUUGUCUUGUUUCAACGGAGAUAGCUUGUCGUUGCUGCUGCAGCAAGACGAAGCGUCAAGGAAGAUUGAGGUGUGGGUUUCGAGCAAGUUGGGUGAUGGUGAUGUCACGUUUAGCAAAUAUUUCAGUUUGUCCGGUCCUGAUCUUCCUGCGUUACGGGUCCAAGCAAAAGCGGCUCGUCCUGUGUACUGCUUUGUGAAGCCUAAGAGUGUCAUCGUCUGGUGCGUGGAAGUUGAAGGAGAAGGUACUGAUGAGGCUUGUAGUUGCUGUACUCUUUAUGAGAUUGAUGAGGAUGGGGUGAAGAGUAAAAAAGUGACGGAACGAAACUACGCGCGUGACUAUUCUCGCGCCUUCGUUUGUGGGUAUGCGUAUGUUCCAAGUACUCUUUAUUUCUUGUUCGCCAAGCUUUCGUUUUGUUCUUUGUUUGUUGAUCUUCUGCCAUGUAUAUCUUGA